CUGUAGCACACUUAAGCAGAAAUAAUUAAACUAACAUAACAGAAACAACUGAGAUCUUAUCCUGGCGUUAUGACACUUAUAUAUCCAUAUGUGUGAUGUUAAACAAUACUGAUUCUUUAAAGCAUUAGUCACUAUGUGAAAUGCAUAAUCCAUUCAAUUUGUACUUAAACCAACGUUUUUAUCUAAGACAUUAAUUGAUACAAUCAUUGAAAGUGACAAUGAAUGAAACAUCGUUUACAGCAACAACAGCAUCAAGAACAAUAUCGACACAAUUAACAAACGUAAAUGCAUCACACAGUCUACUGUCACAAGGGUAUACAGAAUUGCUUAAUCUGUGUACAUCAUUGCUUAUGAUAAACAGUGUCAUUACACCGAUCAAUCAAACCAAUCCAACAAAUUGGACUGGUAAAAUCAAUGUAAAAGCUAAUUUAUCAAAUUCAUCUACCAACUAUAAAUUUGAUGAUUUAUCAUUAAUGCAAGUGCAGACGUCAAAUAUUUAUCCGACAACAUCACCAACAGGAAUAAAUCAACCUGAAAAUUCAACUUCAAUGUUUUCAGGCAAAGCUGAGUUAUCAUCGCAUCGUAUACCAAGCAUGCAUAAUUUUCUAAUAUGCAUUUAUUCAUUAUUUAUUAUAUGCGGUGCAACAUUCAACUUGACUUUAAUAUUCGCCUUAUUAAAGUUUCGAAAACAAACUUUAUCACAAAAUAUAACAAAUUUAUUUGUAUUAUGUCUGGCUGUUUCAGAUGUCUUCUUAUGUUCUGUCAGUAUGCCAAUCCAAUUGUAUUAUGAGAUAACUGAGAAUUAUAAGCCAAGUACAGAUUUCUGUCGAGUAUUAUUUAGUAGUUUUGGUAUACCAAUGUAUAUAUCAUGUUUAACUAUUUUAUUAAUUGCAUUCGACAGAUAUCGUUUAAUUGUCUAUCCAUUGAAAACACAAUUAACACCGAAAGCUGCUCUUGGUUUAAUCAGUAUUAUAAUUGUAUUUAGUGUAGUGAAUUCAAUUCCAGUUGCAAUACAAAUCAGUACUGAAGGUACCGAUGAUUAUCUUUAUUGUGUUGAAACAUGGCCAAGUGCAAAGUUAAGAUUUGCAUACUCUGUAUCAAUCUUUGUUAUAUUAGUUCUUUUACCGUUAAGUGCAUCAGGUGGAUUUUACUUAGCUAUCUACAGACGUCUAAAACAACGACCCUGUCAAUUGAAUGCAAGUAAAGAAGCUGAAAAAAGAAAAAAGCGUACAACCAGUCUAUUAGUGAUAACAGUUGUCUGUUUUGCUGCCUGUUGGACACCAUGGUGCUUAUAUUCUUUACUGUUAGAAGUACAAGCAUUAUUAAAUGCUGAAAAUGAUUUAUCCUCAAUUAACAGAUUUGGAUUAUCAAACGAUGAACUACGUAUACUUUCAGAUCGUUUUAAAAAGUGUCAAGAACUUAUUUUUUCUAAAAUGAAUCAACCAUACUUUUUACCAAUGCCUCCUAAUCUUAUUUCACCUACAGUAGAACUUAUUCCGGGAAACAUUUAAAAAUUAUUGAUCUUUUAUUAAAAUUAUUUGCUAUGGGAUCAGCAUGUGUCAAUCCACUGUUAUAUGGUUGGUUGAAUGAACCUAUACGUAUAGUGAUGAGAAGACAGUAUAGUCGAUUUGAAGAGUGUUUCAAACCAAAUCAAAGCAACAAACACAAUAUAAAUAAUAGUACCAGUUAUGUGAACGCUAAUAGGCAAAAAUUAUGUUCUAAACCGACCAGUGGUAGUAAAUCAACAAAAUUUUUAACACCUCCAACAUUAGUCAAGUCAAUUUCAGAUUACAACACACGAUCUAAAUUAAUCGUUGAAAAACCGACCGGUGGUAGACAAGUGAAUUCACAAGACACCAGAUCGGCUAGUUAUACUGAAGGAGUUGGCGAGGAAUACAAAAAGUUGGGGAGAUUUGAAAAUACUUUUGCCUCUGACAAUAAUAUUAUUAAUGAUGACAAUACUACAAAUAAGAAAAGCUCAUGUGAAUUAAUUCUACCCAAAAUAGAAAUUAAUGUUAAAGAGAAACACACAAACAAUCAUUAUGAUCGGAUAGACAAAAUAUGAAUUCAAAAAAUUUGUACAAUAUGUGGAAAUAUUUAAUGUAUCCAAGAUACCAUCAGGUGUAACAUUUGAACCGCAUAAUCCAAUACGAAGACGCGCAUAUAUAUAUAUAUAUAUAUAU
This is a messenger RNA of Trichobilharzia regenti, 2183 nucleotides long. The record is from the annotation of a GenBank genome assembly. NCBI's taxonomy places the organism in Eukaryota, Metazoa, Platyhelminthes, Trematoda, Strigeidida, Schistosomatidae.